This is a messenger RNA of Ylistrum balloti, 849 nucleotides long. RefSeq names its product shematrin-like protein 1. The transcript is spliced from 3 exons. The coding region runs from base 1 to 849 and encodes 282 amino acids. The record is from RefSeq and is a predicted model, not a curated record. NCBI's taxonomy places the organism in Eukaryota, Metazoa, Mollusca, Bivalvia, Pectinida, Pectinidae.
AUGAUGCUUGCUCUCACUUUAUUAUGCCUGCUUGUUGGAGCCGCUGUUGGCACCUUUUCCAUGGGCGGAUCGUCGAUGAUGGGAAAUUCAAUGUAUUACCCCGGAAGUCGUAUGAUGAGUGGAGGUAUGGGCGGAAAUUCGAUGUACUACUCCGGAAGUAAUAUGAUGGGCGGAGGUUCCACGUAUUACCCAUCAUACAACACAAUGGGCGGAGGUAUGAUGAGAAGUGGUAUGUAUAAUCCCGGAUACAGCAUGAUGAGUGGAGGUAUGAGCGGAAGUUCCAUGUAUAACCCCUCAUACAACAUGGGCAGCGGUAUGGGUUCCACGUAUUACCCCGGAAACUAUAUGAUGGGCAGCGGUAUGGGUUCCACGUAUUACCCCGGAAACAUGAUGAGCAGCGGCAUGGGUUCCACAUAUUACCCCGGAAACAUGAUGAGCAGCGGUAUGGGUUCCACGUAUUACCCCGGAAACUAUAUGAUGGGCAGCGGCAUGGGUUCCACGUAUUACCCCGGAAACACGAUGAGCAGCGGUAUGGGUUCCACGUAUUACCCCGGAAACUAUAUGAUGGGCAGCGGUAUGGGUUCCACGUAUUACCCCGGAAACAUGAUGAGCAGCGGUAUGGGUUCCAUGUAUUAUCCCGGAAGCGUUGGAAUGAGUGGCUCUAUGAUGGGUGGAUCUUCCUAUCCGUUCUCCACUAUGGGAGGAAUGGGAGGUGGCAGCAGUGUAUCAAUUAGGGCACAGGCGAAACAGGAAUCUGGAGUUGGUGGACCAGCUACGCCGCACUGCAAUGAAGCAGAGAGUGAUCGUACCUCUGGAGUAUCAAGAAUGGACAAGUCUGUUCUGAUGUAG